This is a messenger RNA of Cercocebus atys (sooty mangabey), 2483 nucleotides long. It is a transcript of the gene CENPX, whose product is annotated as stimulated by retinoic acid 13. Gene Ontology annotation, biological process: replication fork processing; DNA repair; resolution of meiotic recombination intermediates. The record is from RefSeq and is a predicted model, not a curated record. The coding region runs from base 1611 to 1949 and encodes 112 amino acids. Gene Ontology annotation, cellular component: Fanconi anaemia nuclear complex; FANCM-MHF complex. The transcript is spliced from 4 exons. NCBI's taxonomy places the organism in Eukaryota, Metazoa, Chordata, Mammalia, Primates, Cercopithecidae.
GCCGGGAGGCAGGGGCCAGGCAGGUGUGGACGCUCCGUCCCGACCCCACGCGUGACACCGUGAGGGCCAGACGCCAGCCCCCGCGCCGCCCACCUGUGUCUUUGAGGUUGGGCCCGUUCUCAGACUCUGACCCGAGCCCGGCCGCGCGCCCCGCGCCCUCCUGGGCGGGGUCUCGCAGCUAGUAGGAGGGCGCGUGGGGCAGCCGGGGCUGCGGGAAGGUGGAGAGGGUCUAAAGAAACAGGCAGGGGUGGGCGCCGUCAUGGCGGAGUCCAAGCCGGCGAAGAGAGAGGACGAGCUGGGCCGCCGCCCUGCGCCCUGAGCCUGGGGUCUCCUGUUAAGGGGAGAUCAGGCCCCAGGACGGGGACAGUGAGACCAUCCAGCCUGAGGAGCCGGCAGGACCUACCCUAGCCGCCAGGCACAGUGGUUUCCCUUUUGCCUGCUCCCUAGUGGGCACCAGCACUGGGCUAGGAACGCGUGGUUUCCUCGGUACUCCACGUUACUCACACUUGACACGGAUUAACCCCACCCGCGAGUGGGGAAACUGAGGCACGGGGGCGUUAAGUGACUCAGCAGAGCUAGGGUCAGACCCAGGCCGUCUGAGUCAGGAUCCGCCCAGGCUGCAAGGCGUGCCCCGCUCUUCCCUGCCCCUGGCAAGUGGAGCUCUCACAGGGUGCCAUGUGCAGAGUCCAUGUGCGGGGUCCCAUCGGUGCAGGCAGAGUGGUUUCUGAGCCUUUCUUUCUUUUGCUCUACCUGAAGGUUGGGGCACUGAGCUUCCUCAAUGUCAGCAGGGCCUCGUGGGCCUCUGUGGCCUGGGAAGGGAGGGUCUCAGGCCCUUGUGAACCCAUCCUGGGGGGAGGACUUCAGGGAAGUCCUGUAGAAGCAGGGAGAAUUCUUUGUUUCUCCUGCAUCGGGCCCUUCUUUAUCACUCGGGACGGCAGGGGGUCAGUGUGGGGCACUCUGGUGGCGUUGCUGAAGAUUCUCGCCAGAACUCAGAAAGAGAAAGUCACUGAGGCCUGGGCCACCUCACUGGGUGGUUGGGAGAAUCCACCAGGUUAGAGUAGCUGAAAGGCCACUGCUGGAGAGGGGGCACUGGGGACACACCCCAGGAGGUCAUGUGUUCUCUCCAUCAAGCCCACCUGACAACUAGAGGCCCAAGGGCUCUGGCCAGAGCUGGAGUUGUGGUCAUUGCAGAGGAUGAGUGUGAAGACGACGGGGAGCAGGGGGCCUGCAGCCCUGGUGUGGCGCCCACAGGUCAUGGGGCAAAGCUGGGUGUGUCCCAGGCCCUCCCACAACCGCCCCAGUGCUGGGCCUGCCUUCCGACGCCGCUGCCGGUGUACGGAGCAGCCCCUUAGAUUGUCAAGGCAGCCCCGGCAUCCACCACUCUCGCGUGGGGUCUCGGAGCAGGUGGGAAGGUAGUGCCUUCUGGACGUUUUCUGGAGCCUUUCCGGUAUUGCUGGCUGUAAGCAGCAGGAAGGACCAGCAGGUGGCGCUGAGCUCAUGCGGGUGGUGACUAGGGGACAGCGAGGGCUCAGGACGAGCCGGGAUGCUGGACCCUGCUGCCCCCUGCUGGGGAACAUUUCACCUCCCGCGUCUCAGGGCUUCACCCAUCCAUGCUCUGCUUGUCACCUGCUGGACUGCUCUGGGUGAGGUGCUGUGACCUCCCUGUGGCCGACGCUGGCGGCCUGGCCGGUUGUUCACAGGAGCUGGUGAGCAGGCUGCUGCACCUGCACUUUAAGGAUGACAAGACCAAAGUGAGCGGGGACGCGCUGCAGCUCAUGGCGGAGUUGCUGAAGAUCUUUGUUGUGGAAGCAGCAGUUCGCGGGGUGCGGCAGGCCCAGGCAGAAGACACGCUCCGUGUGGAUGUGGACCAGCUGGAGAAGGUGCUCCCGCAGCUGGUGGGUGAGCGUGGGUCGCGGCGCCAGUGGAGGUGCCCAGCUGGCUGGCCCUAAGCACUUCUCUCCCCCACAGCUCCUGGACUUCUAGGGAUCUCAGCCGUGGCUGAGGCCACCCCCAGAGGAGCCUCUGGUCCACAGAAACAGGCCUUGUGUUUCCAGCGGUCUCUGAUAACAGGCGGGGAAGGACCUGAGGGGUUGAGUUGAUUCAAACAAGAUCCCCAGGUGUCUCCAGCCUGUGCAGAAGGGGCAGGACUGCAGUGCAUUGCUGCCCUCGGAGUGUCCAGUGGGGACACUGGUGUGGGAAGGGGCAGCACCUGGGGAGUCCCUGCCUCUCCUCCCUGGGGCAACAGUGUGCGUACCACCCAGGGUCCUACAGGCAGGUGCUGGGAAAGGCCCGGCCACCAGGUAGCCUGUGUGUUUGACAAACAGCGGCUGGCAGCACCGCCUCCUGCCCACAUUCCUGCCACCCGACAUCAAAGCUGGCGUGUGACCUUUCCAGCCAUGCGAUAUUCCCCUUGGAAGAUGCUUCCCCCGGCUAUAAAUUUGUUCUCACAAAGCAACAUCAAUAAAUCAAAACUGUCUCUCCCA